Molecule: messenger RNA, 1763 nt
Organism: Gossypium raimondii (Peruvian cotton)
Lineage: Eukaryota; Viridiplantae; Streptophyta; Magnoliopsida; Malvales; Malvaceae
Product: UNC93-like protein 1
Exons: 2
Coding region: 167-1579 (470 amino acids)
Source: RefSeq, a predicted model, not a curated record
UAAUUUUUUAUUUAUCAUGAAUAAUUACCCUCAGUUUUCUCGUCCUUAAAGCUAGUAAACCAUUAGAUCAGUCCUCUUUAUAAGCAGUUGAUACUUGUUAUUCUGAAUCUUACUCCCAAUUUUCUUGCCAUUUUCGAUCCUUUGCCCCCCCCCCCCCAAAAAAAAAAUGGGUGCCGAAGUUGAAGUUAAAGAUGAAGAAUCAAUCACCAAAUUGUCCACAAAAUCAAGAUUCAGAUACAAUUCCCCACUUGUUCAAGUCUCCCUUAUAGGCCUAGUAUGUUUUUGUUGCCCUGGAAUGUUCAACGCCUUAUCUGGUAUGGGAGGAGGAGGCCAAGUCAAUCGAACUGCCACCAACAACGCUAACACCGCCCUUUACACCACUUUCGCCGUGUUUGGUAUCUUAGGUGGUGGCAUUUACAACAUCCUCGGACCCCAUCUUACCCUUGCUGCCGGUUGUAGCACUUAUGUCUUAUACGCUGGUUCUUUGCUUUAUUACAACCACCAACCACACCAAGGUUUUGUUAUCAUUGCUGGUGCUUUACUGGGUAUUGGAGCUGGUCUUCUUUGGGCUUGUGAAGGUGCUAUUAUGACUAGUUAUCCUCCACCAAAUCGGAAAGGCACUUAUAUUUCCUUGUUUUGGAGUAUAUUCAACAUGGGUGGUGUCAUUGGUGGAUUGGUUCCUUUUAUUCUGAAUUACCAUAGAAACGAAGCAGCUUCUGUGAAUGAUGCUACUUAUAUUGGCUUCAUGUGCUUUAUGUCAGCAGGAACUCUUCUUUCUUUUGCUAUUUUGCCACCUAACCGUGUUGUUCGUGAUGAUGGUACACGUUGUACCGAUGUUAAGUACUCUAGUGUCUCUAAAGAAGCAACUGAGGUCCUUCAAUUGUUUACUAAUUGGAAAAUGUUGCUUAUUGUCCCUGCUGCUUGGGCUAGUAAUUUCUUUUAUACUUAUCAGUUUAAUAAUGUGAAUGCUGUUCUUUUUAAUCUUAGAACUAGAGGGUUAAACAAUGUGUUUUAUUGGGGGGCACAAAUGUUAGGUUCUAUUGGGAUUGGUUACAUUUUGGAUUUUAGUUUCCAAAGCAGGAGGAUGAGGGGUUUUGUUGGGAUUAGUGUUGUUGCUUUGCUUGGUACUGCAAUUUGGGGUGGUGGUCUUGCCAAUCAGCUUCCUUAUUCGCAUGAUCGUCCUCAAAGUGAAAAGUUGGAUUUCAAGGACUCUUCUUUUGCUGGUCCUUUUGUUUUGUACUUUAGCUAUGGAUUGCUUGAUGCCAUGUUUCAAAGCAUGGUUUAUUGGGUUAUAGGAGCCUUAGCUGAUGAUUCACAGACACUCAGCAGAUAUAGUGGAUUCUAUAAGGGAGUACAAAGUGCAGGAGCAGCAGUUGCUUGGCAAGUUGAUACACACAAGGUUCCGUUCCUUUCCCAGUUGAUUGUGAAUUGGUCACUCACUACUAUAAGUUAUCCAUUGCUGGUGCUUCUAGUUAUGCUAGCUGUAAAGGAUGAUAACAAGACUGAAGAUGAAAUUGUAAAUGAGGCUCCUGUUCCAUCUUCUAAUAAAGAUAUCAACAGUACUGCCAUCUCUACUUAGCUGUUAUUUGUUUUGUUUGUCUUUUCUCCCACGUUCCUGCCCUAAAUGGAGCAUCUUGUCUUUUUACAACAGUUGUUAUGUUUACGUUACCACGCCAUUAUUGUCUCCAUUAAAAGGAAAUUUAAGUUAAAUGCUACUGUGCAGAGCUUUCUUCACUUAAUGGAAUUCAACACUUUUCUCUCCA